GAAGGUCUCUCGCUUGAUGAAGGGAGCGCAGAUUAUAUGACCGGAUCUGCUUCAAUGAAAGGCGUCAGGACCCGCUUUUGUUGAGAAAGAAAUCAAGUGCAACAGCAAAAAAAAAAAUCAAACCCUUUGAGGAUAUCUAUCGCUAUUUCCGCACAAGCCACCGCAGCCAUGAGCGCAGGAGAGGGACUGGAUGAGGCUGCGAAGGACGCGGCAGACAUAGCGGCGUUUUUCAAAUCCGAUUGCUCUCUUCCAAAAUGUGAAUCCAAACUGGAUGGCCCUGGUCAAACCUCAGGGUUUCAUCGGAAUGAGGACAUGAAAGCCAUCGACGUGCUUCCCAUCCUCAAGGAGAAGGUCGCCUUCCUCUCAGGUGGCAGAGACAGACGUGGAGGUCCCGUCCUCACCUUCCCAGCACGGAGCAACCACGACAGAAUACGACCCGAAGACCUGCGCAGGCUUAUAGCAUACCUGGCUACUAUUCCCAGCGAGGAGGUGGCUAGACAUGGCUUCACAGUCAUCGUGGACAUGCGCGGUUCGAAGUGGGACAGCAUUAAACCUCUGCUGAAGAUCCUUCAGGAAUCUUUUCCCUCUUGCAUCCACGUUGCACUCAUCAUCAAGCCAGACAACUUCUGGCAGAAGCAGAGGACCAACUUCGGCAGCUCCAAGUUUGAAUUUGAGACGGUGAUGGUCUCCUUAGAGGGUUUAACCAAGAUUGUGGACCCGUCCCAGCUGACAGCUGACUUCGAGGGCAGCUUAGAGUACAACCAUGAUGACUGGAUUGAGGUGCGGCUCUCGUUUGAGACCUUUGCCAGCGACGCAGCGCGAUCUCUGGCACGCCUCGAGGAGCUCCAGGAAACCUUGUCCCAGCGUGAUCUUCCACGAGACCUGGAGGGGGCUCGCCGGUUAAUGGAAGAACAUGCAGCGCUGAAGAAAAGGGCCACCAAGGCGUCGGUGGAGGAGCUGGACACGCAGGGACGAAGGCUUCUCCAAAGGCUACAGUCACAAACUACAGGGGGCAGUGGCAGCGGCGAGGGCGGGUAUGGCAACCGUGGAGCUAGUGGAGAUUCCAACGACCAUCAUCACGGGUUCCACACACAUGCAGACGCACACAAUCUAGUGGCUAAAGUGACGGGUUUGCUGGAUAAACUGCACGGGACGCGCCAGAAUCUGCAGCAGCUGUGGCACAUGAGGAAGCUGAAGCUGGACCAGUGUUUCCAGCUGCGACUGUUUGAACAGGAUGCUGAGAAGAUGUUCGACUGGAUCAUGCACAACAAGGGGCUUUUCCUGACCAGUUACACAGAGAUUGGAGGGAACCACCAGCAUGCUGUGGAGCUGCAGACGCAGCACAACCACUUUGCUAUGAACUGCAUGAACGUGUAUGUGAACAUCAAUCGCAUCAUGUCAGUGGGAAACCGACUCCUGGAAUCCGGCCACUACGCCUCCCAGCAGAUCCAGCAGAUCUCGGGCCAGCUGGAGCAGGAGUGGAAGGCCUUUGCUGCAGCACUGGACGAACGCAGCACCCUGCUGGAGAUGUCUGCCAGCUUCCAUCAGAAAGCAGAUCAGUACAUGAGUAAAGUGGAGCCGUGGUGUAAGGCAUGUGGAGAAGGAGAGCUGCCCUCCGAACUUCAGGAUCUGGAAGACACAAUCCACCAUCACCAGGGAUUGUACGAGCACAUCACCACUGCAUACUCUGAGGUAAGCCAGGAUGGCAAGUCUUUGUUGGACAAACUGCAGCGACCUUUGACCCCAGGCAGUGCUGAUUCGUUGAUGUCAUCAGCUAACUACUCCAAGGCCGUGCACCACGUCCUGGACAUCAUCCACGAGGUGCUGCAUCACCAGAGACAACUGGAAAACAUCUGGCAGCAUCGCAAAGUGCGCCUGCACCAGCGUCUGCAGCUGUGCGUCUUUCAGCAGGAUGUACAGCAGGUCUUGGACUGGAUAGAAAACCACGGGGAGGCCUUCCUUAGUAAACACACUGGUGUUGGAAAGUCUUUGCACAGAGCCAGGGCUCUACAGAAGAGACAUGAAGACUUCGAAGAGGUUGCACAGAACACCUACACCAAUGCUGACAAGUUGCUCGAGGCAGCAGAGCAGCUGGCCCAGACUGGAGAGUGUGACCCAGAGGAAAUUUACCAGGCUGCCCACCAGCUAGAAGAUCGCAUUCAGGACUUUGUGCGACGUGUUGAGCAGCGUAAAGUCCUGCUGGACAUGUCUGUCGCCUUCCACACACACGUCAAAGAGCUGUGGACAUGGUUGGAGGAGCUUCAGAAGGAGCUGCUGGAUGACGUGUACGCCGAGUCAGUAGAGGCCGUGCAGGACCUGAUCAAGCGAUUCGGCCAGCAGCAGCAAACCACCCUGCAGGCAACUGUCAACGUUAUCAAGGAGGGAGAGGACCUCAUACAGCAGCUCAGAGACUCAGCCAUCUCGAGCAACAAGACUCCCCACAACAGCUCCAUGGCCCACAUCGAGAGCGUGCUGCAGCAGCUGGACGAGGCCCAGGGCCAGAUGGAGGAGCUGUUCCAGGAAAGGAAGAUCAAACUGGAGCUCUUCCUCCAGCUCCGGAUCUUCGAGAGGGACGCAAUUGACAUCAUCUCAGACCUGGAGUCAUGGAACGAGGAACUGUCCCAGCAGAUGAGUGACUUUGAUACAGAGGAUCUAACGCUGGCUGAACAGAGGCUACAGCAUCAUGCAGACAAAGCGCUCACUAUGAACAACCUCACCUUUGACGUCAUCCAUCAGGGACAAGAGCUGCUGCAGUAUGUCACAGAGGUCCAGGCAUCCGGCGUGGAGCUGUUAUGCGACAGAGAUGUGGACAUGGCCACGCGGGUUCAGGACCUGCUGGAGUUUCUCCAUGAGAAGCAGCAGGAGCUGGAUUUGGCAGCAGAGCAGCACAGGAGACACUUGGAGCAGUGUGUCCAAUUAAGGCAUCUACAGGCUGAAGUCAAACAGGUGCUGGGUUGGAUCCGUAAUGGCGAGUCCAUGCUGAACGCUGGUCUGAUCACAGCCAGUUCAUUACAAGAAGCCGAACAGCUGCAAAAGGAGCACGAACAGUUUCAACAUGCAAUAGAGAAAACCCAUCAGAGUGCGCUGCAGGUACAGCAGAAAGCUGAGGCCCUGCUGCAGGCCAACCACUAUGACAUGGAUAUGAUCCGAGACUGUGCAGAAAAGGUGGCAGAUCACUGGCAGCAGCUGAUGCUGAAGAUGGAGGACAGGCUGAAGCUGGUUAAUGCUUCUGUGGCCUUCUACAAGACCUCUGAACAGGUGUGCAGCGUGUUAGAAAGCCUGGAGCAGGAGUAUAAGAGAGAAGAAGACUGGUGUGGUGGAGCUGAUAAACUGGGCCCCAACAGCGAGUCGGACCAUGUCACUCCUAUGAUCAGCAAGCAUCUGGAGCAGAAAGAGGCAUUCCUCAAGGCCUGUACGUUAGCCAGACGUAACGCUGAUGUUUUCUUGAAGUACCUGCACAGAAACAGUGUCAACAUGCCGGGCAUGUUGUCCCACGUCAAAGCUCCAGAGACUCAGGUUAAGAAUAUCUUGAAUGAGUUGCUGCAGAGAGAGAACAGAGUGCUCCACUUCUGGACCAUGAGGAAGCGGAGGCUGGACCAGUGCCAGCAAUAUGUAGUGUUUGAACGCAGUGCCAAACAGGCCCUGGAGUGGAUCCACGACACUGGGGAGUUUUACCUGUCCACACACACAUCCACUGGGUCUAGCAUUCACCACACACAGGAGCUGCUGAAGGAGCACGAAGACUUCCAGAUCACAGCAAAGCAAACCAAAGAGCGGGUAAAGCUGUUGAUCCAGCUGGCGGAUGGGUUUUGUGACAAGGGCCACGCCCAUGCCCUGGAGAUAAAGAAAUGGGUGUCCUCGGUGGACAAGCGCUACAGGGACUUCUCUCUCCGCAUGGACAAAUACCGAACCUGCCUGGAAACGGCGCUCGGCAUUUCUUCUGACUCAAACAAGGCUAGUAAAGAGCUACAACUGGACAUCAUCCCAGCCAGUGCUCCGGGGUCAGAGGUCAAGUUGAGGGAUGCUGCCCAUGAGCUCAACGAGGAGAAGAGGAAAUCAGCGCGAAGAAAAGAAUUUAUAAUGGCUGAGCUGAUUCAGACAGAGAAAGCCUACGUCAGAGACCUACGAGAGUGUAUGGAUACCUACCUGUGGGAAAUGACCAGCGGUGUGGAGGAGAUUCCUCCUGGUAUUGUCAACAAAGAACACAUCAUCUUUGGCAACAUGCAGGACCUCUAUGAGUUUCAUCACAAUAUCUUCUUGAAGGAGCUGGAGAAGUAUGAGCAGCUUCCAGAGGAUGUGGGCCAUUGUUUUGUGACCUGGGCUGAUAAGUUCCAGAUGUAUGUGAACUACUGUAAGAACAAGCCAGACUCGACUCAGCUCAUCCUGGAACAUGCUGGCCCCUACUUUGAUGAAAUCCAGCAAAGGCAUCGUCUUGCCAACUCCAUCUCCUCUUACCUGAUCAAGCCAGUCCAAAGAAUCACAAAAUACCAGCUGCUUCUCAAGGAGUUGUUGACUUGCUGUGAGGAGGGAAAAGGUGAGAUCAAGGAUGGUCUUGAAGUGAUGCUCAGUGUCCCCAAGAAAGCCAACGAUGCCAUGCACCUCUCUAUGCUGGAUGGGUUUGAUGGGAACAUCGACUCCCAGGGAGAGUUGAUACUGCAGGAGUCCUUCCAGGUUUGGGAUCCCAAGACUCUGAUCCGGAAGGGUCGCGACCGACACCUCUUCCUCUUUGAGAUGUCCCUGGUUUUCAGCAAAGAAGUGAAAGACUCCAACGGGCGCAGCAAAUACCUCUACAAGAGCAAGCUCUUUACGUCAGAGCUUGGAGUGACAGAACACGUGGAGGGAGAUCCCUGCAAGUUUGCCCUCUGGGUGGGCAGGACCCCGACGUCAGAUAACAAGAUUGUGCUCAAGGCUUCAAGCAUUGAGAACAAGCAGGACUGGAUCAAGCACAUUAGGGAGGUCAUCCAGGAGCGAACUGUGCACCUGCGCGGAGCUCUGAAGGAGCCCAUUCACAUCCCGAAAGCCACCACCACUAAACAUAAAGGCAGACGGGAUGGAGAGGAGCUGGACAGCCAGGGAGACGCCAGCAGCCAACCGGAUACCAUCUCUAUCGCCUCACGUACAUCCCAAAACACGCUGGACAGUGAUAAGCUCUCCGGUGGCUGUGAGUUGACAGUGGUGAUCCACGACUUUGUGGCCAGCAACGGUGGCAGCAAUGGUGAGCUGACGGUGCGCCGAGGCCAGACCGUGGAGGUUCUGGAGCGACUCCACGACAAGCCGGACUGGUGCCUGGUCCGUACAACAGACCGCUCUCCGGCCCAGGAGGGCAUCGUACCCUGCUCCAUGCUCUGCAUCGCUCACUCCAGGUCCUCCAUGGAGAUGGAGGGGCUCUUCAACCACAAAGACACCUUGUCUGUAUCCAGUAAUGAUGCCCUGCAGCCCGGCUCUAGCCAGACUCUGGGUCCUCACAGCUCUCCGGGUCCCAAACGCCCCGGGAACACUUUGAGGAAGUGGCUGACAAGCCCUGUACGGCGCCUCAGCUCUGGCAAAGCUGACGGCCACGUCAAGAAGCUCGCCCACAAGCACAAGAAGAACCGCGACGGCACCAGGAAGAACAUGGACGCGAUGGCCGGCUCACAAAAGGACUCCGACGACAGCGCAGCCACGCCACAGGACGAGACCCUGGAGGAGCGUAUGCGUAACGAGGGGCUGAGCAGUGGUACCCUGUCCAAGUCUUCCUCAUCAGGCAUGCAGAGCUGUGGCGAGGAGGAAGGAGAGGAAGGAGCUGACGCUGUCCCUCUGCCUCCCCCAAUGGCCAUCCAGCAGCACAGCCUGCUGCAGCCCGACUCCCAGGAUGACAAGUCUGCAUCUCGCCUGUCGGCUCGUCCCAAUAGUUCAGAGACGCCUAGUGCUGCUGAACUGGUCAGUGCCAUCGAGGAGCUGGUGAAGAGCAAGAUGUCACUGGAGGAUCGUCCCAGUUCUCUCUCAGUGGAACAAGGCGACAGCAGCUCUCCCUCUCUCAACCCCUCCGACAACUCCCUCCUUUCCUCCUCCUCGCCCAUCGACGAGCUGGAGGAGCGCAAAUCUGGCUUCCUCAAAAGAAGACAUUAUGUGCUUCUGGAGCUGGUGGAGACUGAAAGGGACUAUGUCAGAGACCUGGGAUCAGUCGUGGAGGGCUACAUGAGCAGGAUGAAAGAGGAAGGAGUUCCCGAUGACAUGAGAGGAAAAGACAAGAUCGUCUUUGGAAACAUCCAUCAGAUCUAUGACUGGCACAAAGAUUUUUUUCUGGGAGAACUUGAAAAGUGUUUGGAGGAUCCUGACAGGCUGGCUCCUUUAUUUGUCAAACAGGAGCGGAGGCUGCACAUGUACAUCGUGUACUGCCAGAACAAGCCUAAAUCUGAACACAUUGUGUCAGAGUAUAUCGACACGUACUUUGAAGACCUUAAGCAGCGAUUGGGACACAGAUUGCAGCUCACUGAUCUGCUAAUCAAACCUGUCCAACGCAUAAUGAAGUACCAGCUCCUACUGAAGGAUCUUCUCAAAAUUUCUAAGAAGGCCGCAGUCGAUUCAACAGAGCUGGAGAAAGCAGUAGAGGUGAUGUGUGUCGUCCCCAAGCGCUGCAAUGACAUGAUGAAUGUUGGGCGCCUCCAAGGCUUCGAUGGAAAAAUUGUGGCUCAGGGCAGAUUGCUUUGCCAAGACACCUUCAUGGUUUCAGACCAGGAUGGAGGACUCCUGUCUAGGAUGAAAGAGAGGAGAAUCUUUCUGUUUGAGCAGAUAGUUAUCUUCAGUGAGCCCCUGGACAAAAAGAAGGGCUUCUCUACUCCUGGCUACCUCUUUAAGAACAGCAUCAAGGUGAGCUGGUUGGGUCUAGAAGAAAAUGCAGAGGACCCCUGCAAGUUCACAUUGACCUCCAGAUCAUCUAGUGGUAACCUGGAAAGAUACACCCUCCAUUCAACCAGCCCUGGGGUCAGUCAAGUCUGGAUCCACCAGGUCAGCCAGAUACUGGAGAACCAACGCAAUUUCCUCAAUGCUUUGACAUCACCCAUAGAGUACCAGAGGAACCAUGUGGGUGGUGGCGGGCCAAGCGGUCCACCCAGCAGUAGCAGCAGUAGUUCUGCAGGCCUCCCAGGAGGCAGCAGCUCCAACAGUACCUCCAACAUGGGAGGAGGAGGUGGCGGCGGCUCUGGAGGAUCGGGGGGAAGCUCCUCCUCUCUGUGCGGCCCUCGCUCCCGACCCUCCCGUAUCCCCCAGCCGUCCUCACGCCUCCCCCAGCCUGUCCACCACCACCACCCCCCGGGCCCUGAGGGGCCCGACAGAUCAGCAGGUAUGUGGUCACCCUGCCACCCCCAGUCCCUCCCUUCUAACCUCUAUUCAGACAGCACAACAAACGGAGAGCUUUUAGGCUCAGAGGUCCCUAAGAUGAGGAUGCUGGACAGUCCUCAUGGAAGUAACAGUAAUAACAGUAACAAGCCAUCAGGUAAUAUGGACAGCAGUGUCAGACAAGCUCUGGGAGGCUAUGAAGAGAUGCAGAAGCAUCAAGUAGCUGGUAUUCCUCAGAUGCCAGUGGCUCCUCUGAAUUUUCCUCUUAAAAGCCCACGAGUUGGGACAGUUUCUCCACUGAUUUCACCUCAGACCCCUGGAGGAGGAAAGGAAGCAUUUGUCCCCUCCAGCCCAGCUCAUAAAGGCAACGCUUUCUGGGCUAUUGUGCCCACGGUGCCUCCCUCUCCUGCCAGCAGGCCUGGCUCCUUCUCCUACCCCAGUGACAAUGGGGGUGGAGGCGACUCUUUGGGCAGAGGAAGUCACGGGACGUCCUCUCAUCACCGCCACUCCAACAGUAAGGACAUAGACCGCAUGAGCACAUGCUCCUCCACCAGCGAGCAGUCCAUACAGUCCACCCAAAGCAACGGGAGUGAAAGCAGUAACAGCAGCAGCAUGUCCACCAUGUUGGUGACCCAGGACUAUGUGGCAGUGAAGGAAGAUGAGAUCAGUGUGGUGCAGGGUGAGGUGGUCCAGAUGCUAGCCAGCAAUCAGCAGAACAUGUUCCUGGUUUACCGGGCAGCUAAUGAGCACUGCCCUGCCGCUGAGGGCUGGAUCCCUGGCUACGUAUUAGGACAUACCUCAUCCUCCAUCACACCCGAGCUCCCCGAAGGAACCAUCAAAAAAUCAUUAUCAUGGCACACAGCGCUUCGUAUCCGCCGCAAGUCCGAGAAAAGAGACAAGGAGGGCAGGAAACUAGAGAACGGCUACCGCAAGUCUCAGGACAGCCUGGCCAACAAAGUCUCUGUCAAGCUUCUGAAUCCCAACUUCAUCUAUGAUGCUCCUCCAGAGUUCCUCAUUCCUGUUAGCGAUGCAGCAUGUGAGAGUGGUGACAACGUUACUCUAAGGUGUAAAGUGUGCGGUCGACCUCGAGCAACCGUCACUUGGCGUGGACCUGACAACAAUACUCUGAGCAACAAUGGACGCUACAGCAUCACAUACAGUGAGACAGGAGAGGCAUCCCUGCGUAUCCUCGCAGCGUCUGUGGAGGAUAGUGGUGUCUACACCUGCGUUGCCACAAACAUAGCAGGCACAGUCACCUCCUCCUCCAGCCUCAGAGUGUCAGGAACCGCUGAUGAUGGAAGUGAAGUCCUCUGGAAAAGCAACUUUGAGUCCCACUACACAGAGAUUUCUGAGCUAGGAAGGGGCCGCUUCUCAGUGACCAAGCGGUGUGACCAGAGAGGGAGUAAACGCACAGUUGCAGCAAAACACGUCAACAAGAAGUUGUCGCGUCGAGAACAGGUUCUGCAGGAGGUCCGACUCCUGCAGACUCUAGACCAUCCCAAUCUGGUCAGACUACUGGACACAUAUGAGACGGCCAAUAGCUACGUGCUUGUUCUAGAACUGGCAGACCAGGGACGUUUCCUGGACUACAUAGUGAGCUGGGGCAACCUGACUGAGGAGAAAGUGGCUUUAUACCUCAGAGAUAUUCUCGAGGCUCUCCAUUACCUGCACAGCUGGAGGAUAGCGCACCUUGAUCUCAAACCUGAGAACAUUAUGAUGGAACAUGCAUCUUCCCAGCCAGUUAUCAAGCUGACAGACUUCGGUGACGCUGUUCAACUGAACCCUCCCUCCUCCUAUGUCCAUCCUCUGCUGGGGAGCCCAGAGUUCUCUGCUCCUGAACUGGUCCUGGGUCAGCCUGCCUCACUGAUGUCUGACCUCUGGAGCUUAGGAGUCGUGACCUAUGUUGUACUGAGCGGCGCUUCUCCCUUCCUGGAUGAGAGUCUGGAGGAGACGUGUCUGAACAUCUGUCGCCUGGACUUCAGCUUCCCUGAGGACUACUUCCAGGGUGUGAGCCCAGCUGCCAAGGACUUUGUCCGCCUGCUGCUCCAGGGCGAGCCGGAGCGACGUCCCUCUGCGGUGUCCUGCCUGCAGGAGCCUUGGCUCCAGCCUCGAGGUGUGUUGAACAGAGACAAUGGACACGACACCUUAAAUCACAUGCAGCCACCAGCAAUGCCACCGUCUCAGAAUCAUUACAGCACACACCUGGACACCUCCAGGCUCAUUUCCUUCAUCGAGAGGCGGAAACACCAGAACGACGUUCGGCCCAUAGGCACCAUUAAGGCCUUCCUUCACAGCCGCCUGCUCAACCACAUUUGACAAAAAGGUCACCAGGUAGACCAAGAGGAAUUCCUGCCAAUGCUGCUCUUGGUUCAGUUAAUCCUUGUUGAGAACCGACUGAGAGGACCACCAGCGACAUGUCCACUAUGAUCCCCUUUUCCCACACUAAGCCACAAAAGUCCUGCUGCUGCUGACUGACUGACCUCUGCCGAUAAACCCUUUGACUCUCGCCCGUCUCCCCUCCUUAACCCUGGCAUAUUGUCGUUAUGCCUGCACAACAAAUGAACUGCUGGAAUCUAUUUGAGAUUCCAAACCUUGACUUAGCAGGGAGAAAACCAAGAUUUCUCAACAAGCCAGCGUGAGCAAGUCUUGCGUUUUGGACAGUGUUAAACAAAGAAAAUAGAAUACUGUAUAUUAAGAAUAAUUCAGGCUGCUUUCGGUUGAACACAAGAAAAUGUUUUUUUGUAACGAGAGAUUACUUUUUGUAAAUGAAACCAUGUACAGUGAGGAAACAGAGAACUGUCUUUAUUCAUACCUUUUGGAAAACAAAGGGUAGUUAGUAAGUAGAAAGAACACAAGAUAAACAAGAUGUGUGGCUAAAGUGGCGCCCAUCAGCAGGGUCCACUGAUUCUGGAACAAGAUGUGACUACCAAAACCAUGUUUUCCAGAAACACACUAAGGUUACACUCAGUGCAAUAGUUAGCUUAUCUUUAUUCACCCACUUCAGUUUGAACGGUUAAAUAAUUUCAGUUUGUGACACUAAGAAAACUAACUUGAACAAGCGUUAAAGCCAUUCGGCAAAUAGCAUAUUCGGCAAAGCUUCUCAGAUUCCUACCUGCAUCCGCCUUAUUUGUAAAUAAUGUUUUCCUGCUUUUCCUUCUCAUUUUGAAGAAUUUAUCUCAAACGAACAAAAGCUAUUUCAUUUGCCGAGUAUUAGUGAGUCCAUGCAGUAAGGUGAGUCACUCCCUGCAGACCCUCAGCGGCUGGAUUUCCACUAUGAACAAACCGCUACUAGAAAUGCACUCGUAUUUUGCAUCAGUUCUCAUGUGCAAUGUUGCAGCUUUAACAUUUAUGCAACUAUUUAUGAAGACUUGUGUUGUAGCCGUAUUCUUAAAAAGGCAUGUACGUACCUGGUACUGCAAUAGAUGUCUGUAUUGUGUUAACUCUUAUGUAUUAAGUUCAGUAUUAAUAUCUGCAAAACCCUGAGACAAAGGAGGGUUUUUCAGAAAUAAUGUAUAAAAUUGUGUAUCUAUAAAAUAUAGGCACUUAUGCUUUCAUUUUGUCCUUGUUAUUAUUUUCUGUAACAAUACCAAAGUUGGCUAUGCUUUCUUUUCCUGCUAAUAUGUUUUUUUGUUUUGUUUUGUUUUUGUUUUUUAUGAUUUUUCAUGUUAAGUUAUAACAGAACACACUGAGCCCAGACAUACAAGUGUUUACAAAGGUUCAGUGUGGCUUUAUUUAUUCUAAUUGUUAUAAGAAAUUGUUUGGUGGUUUAUUGCUAAAAAAAAAUAAUAAUAAUUCACUUGUCUUUUUUCAAGCUGUGCACAAAGUGGUUUGCUGUGUGAGUUUGUUUGGCUUUUGUAGGUAGAUACUGGUGUAUGUUGCUAGAUUUUUUAGCAUCUCAGUUUGACAUCAUAAGACAGAAUUGGUUGACAAAUUGACCAAGCAAUUGGUUUUUAGGGGGGGAAAAAUGCUCAUUAUGGCCAGGUCACAGUGAGCUGCACUAGAGAAUGCAUUAUGGCUAUUAGGGUUAGGGGACAACCAAAUCUUGUACCACCAACACUUCAAAUAUUUCCCCCUUGACAAACAUCCAUCAGCAUUAACAGAUAUCUGCCAUGUAAGAGGUCUCUGCCAGUUAUUUUCAUUUCAAUGAGUUGAUGUCUUUAGGUUAAGAAGUUGUUGAAAGCUUCUUUUUUUAAGUGCCAGUUGAGUGAGUCAACCUAGUGAGGUGGGUGAAACUAAAAACGUGCAUUUUUUUUUUUCUUAUUAUUUUAUUCAAAGGUUGUCAGAGUUACCGUCAGACAAAAUGAUUUAUCGUUUCAGAAGUCGAUAACAUGCUGAGUUUUAUGACUCUUGUUCGUCUGUACAGUCUGUGUCUUUCAUUUUGUGUCAUUUUUAUUUAUUAGUGCGGAUGUGGGUUUCCCAAAAUCAUGACGUUAAUUGCUUUAUCAUUUUUUUCUGAAAGCCUACUCGUGGCAGAAUAUGAUCAAAGUGAUUGAAUGCCUUUGGGAAACCCAGCGUGUUCAUGAUGUAAACAUGUACAGAGAGGGUCGGGCAGUUCGCCCACACCCAGGAUGUAAACCUCAUAACUGUCACAUUUUAAAUACACCUAGAACAAGACUGCAGCAAUGUCAUCUUGAAUGUCUUACUAUGACUUAUUUUUACUUUUGCAUGUAUAUUUCUUUGUACAGAAGAUUGUGUUUACAUGUUACUAUGUGUUGUAAAUAAUUUAUUUUGUCCUCUGUUAUUUUGCCAUUAAACGUACAAGGAACAACUGGUAUAACUGA
This is a messenger RNA of Stegastes partitus (bicolor damselfish), 12098 nucleotides long. RefSeq names its product trio Rho guanine nucleotide exchange factor b (gene triob). Gene Ontology annotation, biological process: intracellular signal transduction; protein phosphorylation; axon guidance. The coding region runs from base 169 to 9633 and encodes 3154 amino acids. The transcript is spliced from 61 exons. Gene Ontology annotation, molecular function: ATP binding; protein kinase activity; guanyl-nucleotide exchange factor activity. Lineage: Eukaryota; Metazoa; Chordata; Actinopteri; Pomacentridae. Gene Ontology annotation, cellular component: extrinsic component of membrane; cytoplasm. The record is from RefSeq and is a predicted model, not a curated record.